GAGGCGUGCGAAAUCGGAACGUCCCUCAGCGACCGGGUUCUUGCCGGGGUCGCCGGCUGCUGACGUGUGCCGACCGGCUUCAGGCCGCGGUGCGGGUCGCUAUGGCGGUGGACAUCACACUGCUCUUCCGGGCUAGUGUCAAGACAGUGAAGACGCGGAACAAGGCAUUGGGAGUGGCGGUUGGUGGCGGGGCCGAUGGCAGCCGGGACGAACUGUUCCGCCGAAGCCCUCGGCCUAAGGGAGACUUCUCCAGCCGGGCCCGCGAAGUGAUUUCUCACAUUGGGAAGCUGAGAGAUUUUCUCCUGGAACACCGGAAGGAUUAUAUUAAUGCUUACAGCCAUAAUAUGUCUGAAUAUGGGAGGAUGACGGACACAGAGCGAGACCAGAUAGACCAGGAUGCUCAGAUAUUCAUGCGGACCUGUUCAGAGGCAAUUCAGCAACUCAGAACAGAAGCCCACAAGGAGACACAUUCCCAGCAAGUAAAGGAGCACAGGACUGCCGUUUUGGAUUUCGUUGAAGAUUACUUAAAAAGGGUGUGUAAGCUUUACUCUGAACAGAGAGCCAUCCGAGUUAAGCGCGUGGUGGAUAAGAAGAGACUAUCUAAGCUGGAACCCGAGCCAAACACAAAAAGGAAAGAAUCCACAUCAGAGAAAGCUUUACAGCAUGCCUCCCAGGACUCUGAAGAAAAGCCUGCUGCUGAGGAGUUGCCAGAGAAGCCUUUGGCUGAAUCACAGCCUGAACUGGGAAGCUGGGGCGAUGGCAAGAGUGAAGAUGAGCUGUCUCCAGAAGAGAUACAGAUGUUUGAGCAAGAAAAUCAGCGACUCAUUGGUGAAAUGAACAGCUUGUUUGAUGAAGUGAGGCAAAUCGAAGGGAAAGUCGUUGAAAUUUCCAGACUCCAAGAGAUAUUCACCGAAAAGGUUUUACAACAGGAGACCGAGAUUGAUAACAUUCACCAGUUAGUCGUGGGGGCAACUGAAAACAUUAAGGAAGGCAAUGAAGACAUACGGGAGGCCAUCAAAAACAAUGCUGGCUUCCGAGUGUGGAUCCUCUUCUUUCUUGUGAUGUGUUCCUUCUCCUUGCUCUUCCUCGACUGGUACGACAGCUAGCCCAUGGGGGCUGCACCUACCCCUGCACUACUGCCUUGGACACACCAUGUACCAGCAUCUGUCUCAUCUGAUGUGGAGCUGUGUAAGAUCCAAGGGCUGGGGAAACACAGCUCCCAAGCCAACAUUUGGAAUCCAUCAGGACCUGAAAAU
Molecule: messenger RNA, 1256 nt
Organism: Acomys russatus (golden spiny mouse)
Lineage: Eukaryota; Metazoa; Chordata; Mammalia; Rodentia; Muridae
Gene: Stx18
Product: syntaxin 18
Exons: 11
Coding region: 102-1106 (334 amino acids)
Biological process (GO): retrograde vesicle-mediated transport, Golgi to endoplasmic reticulum; intracellular protein transport
Cellular component (GO): membrane; endoplasmic reticulum; SNARE complex
Molecular function (GO): SNAP receptor activity
Source: RefSeq, a predicted model, not a curated record